GUGUGAUUGGUGUGGGCUACUACUGUACCCAGAGGGGCUUCUCAGAGGAAGUGAGAGAUUCAGUGAUGAAACUGGUGCCCCUGACACGCCAACUAUGGCAGAUGACCAAGCUGAAAAUGCUUCCUACCCCUGCAAAAUUUCAUUAUGUGUUUAACCUUCGAGAUCUUUCUAGGAUCUGGCAGGGAAUGCUAAACACUACUUCAGAGGUCAUCAAGGAUCCAGAUGAACUGUUAAAAUUGUGGAAGCAUGAAUGCAAACGUGCUAUAGCUGAUCGUUUUACGGUGUCUGAUGACGUGACUUGGUUUGAUAAAGCUUUAGUAAGUCUGGUAGAGGAAGAGUUUGGUGAAGAGAAAAAACUCUUGGUGGAUUGUGGAAUUGAUGCUUAUUUUGUGGACUUUUUGAGGGAUGCACCGGAAGCUACAGGUGAAACAUCUGAGGAGGCUGAUGUUGAAAUGCCCAAAAUUUAUGAGCCCAUCGAAUCUUUUAAUCACCUAAAAGAGCGUUUGAAUAUGUUCCUGCAGCUCUAUAAUGAGAACAUCCGCGGCACUGGCAUGGAAAUGGUGUUCUUCACAGACGCGAUGGUUCACUUGGUCAAGAUCUCUCGAGUCAUUCGUACUCCUCGAGGAAAUGCCCUCCUGGUCGGGGUGGGCGGAUCGGGAAAGCAGAGCCUGACACGGCUGGCCUCAUUCAUUGCUGGCUACACGACUUUCCAGAUCACUCUGACAAGAUCCUACAACACAUCAAAUCUGAUGGAAGACCUGAAAGUUUUGUAUAGAAUGGCUGGUCAGCAAGGCAAAGGAAUCUCUUUUAUUUUCACAGACAAUGAGAUUAAAGAUGAGUCAUUUUUGGAAUACAUGAACAAUGUUUUAUCAUCGGGCGAGGUCUCCAACCUAUUUGCUCGUGAUGAAGUUGAUGAAAUCAAUAGCGAUCUGACACCAGCCAUGAAAAAAGAGCACCCCAGGCGCCCUCCUACCAGUGAGAACCUGUAUGACUACUUCAUGAGUCGCGUCCGACAGAACCUGCAUGUUGUGCUCUGCUUUUCCCCGGUGGGGGAGAAAUUCCGAAUCCGAUCUUUGAAGUUCCCCGCCCUUAUUUCGGGAUGCACUAUUGACUGGUUCAGCCGAUGGCCUAAGGAUGCCUUAGUUGCUGUGUCCGAACACUUCCUCUCUUCCUAUGAUAUUGACUGCAGUUUGGAAACCAAGAAGGAGGUGGUUCAAUGCAUGGGUUCCUUCCAGGAUGGGGUGGCUGAGAAGUGUGUUGAUUAUUUCCAGAGAUUCCGACGUUCUACCCAUGUGACCCCCAAAUCGUACCUCUCCUUUAUUCAGAGUUAUAAGUUCAUAUAUGGAGAAAAGCAUGUGGAAGUGCAGACCCUGGCCAACAGAAUGAAUACUGGAUUGGAAAAGCUAAAAGAAGCUUCGGAGUCUGUCGCAGCCCUGAGCAAAGAACUAGAAGUAAAAGAAAAGGAGCUACAAGUGGCCAAUGAUAAAGCCGACGCGGUCUUAAAAGAAGUGACUAUGAAGGCACAGGCUGCUGAAAAGGUCAAGGCCGAGGUACAAAAGGUAAAGGACAAAGCCCAGGCCAUCGUGGACAGCAUCUCCAAAGAUAAAGCCAUUGCGGAAGAAAAGCUGGAAGCAGCAAGACCAGCCUUACAAGAAGCAGAAGCAGCAUUGCAGACCAUUAAGCCUUCUGACAUCGCCACAGUCCGCACGCUGGGCCGACCCCCUCACCUCAUCAUGCGGAUCAUGGACUGUGUGCUGCUGCUGUUUCAGAGGAAAGUCAAUGCAGUGAAAAUUGACCUGGAAAAAAGUUGCACCGUUCCUUCCUGGCAGGAAUCUUUAAAACUGAUGACUGCAGGGAACUUCUUACAGAACUUACAGCAAUUCCCCAAAGAUACAAUCAAUGAAGAAGUGAUAGAAUUUUUGAAUCCUUACUUUGAGAUGGCAGACUAUAACAUCGAAACUGCUAAACGUGUGUGUGGGAAUGUAGCCGGUCUUUGUUCCUGGACGAAAGCCAUGGCUUCCUUCUUUUCUAUAAACAAAGAGGUGCUGCCUCUGAAGGCCAACUUGGUGGUGCAGGAGAAUCGCCACAUCCUGGCCAUGCAGGAUCUGCAGAAGGCACAGGCUGAGCUGGACGACAAACAGGCAGAGCUCGAUGUGGUGCAGGCUGAGUACGAACGGGCCAUGACGAAAAAGCAGACCUUGCUUGAAGAUGCAGAACGAUGCAGACGCAAGAUGCAGACGGCUUCCACGCUGAUCAGGGGCUUGGCAGGAGAGAAAGAAAGAUGGACAGAGCAAAGUCAGGAGUUUGCUGCACAAACCAAAAGACUCGUAGGAGAUGUAUUGUUGGCUACGGCUUUUCUAUCUUAUUCUGGUCCAUUUAACCAAGAGUUUCGCGAUCUGCUGUUAAAUGACUGGCAGAAGGAAAUGAAAGCCCGGAAAAUUCCAUUUGGAAACAAUCUAAAUCUCAAUGAGAUGUUGAUUGAUGCUCCUACUAUUAGUGAAUGGAACCUCCAAGGUCUGCCAAAUGAUGACCUGUCCAUUCAGAAUGGCAUUAUUGUCACAAAGGCAUCUCGCUAUCCUUUGCUAAUUGAUCCACAGACCCAAGGCAAGAUCUGGAUUAAAAAUAAGGAAAGCCGAAAUGAACUCCAGAUCACAUCUCUAAAUCACAAGUACUUCAGAAACCACCUGGAGGACAGCCUUUCUCUAGGAAGACCUUUGCUUAUUGAAGAUGUUGGGGAGGAACUAGAUCCAGCCCUGGACAAUAUUUUGGAAAGAAAUUUCAUUAAAACUGGGUCUACCUUUAAGGUGAAAGUUGGCGAUAAGGAAGUAGAUGUUAUGGGUGGCUUCAUGCUCUACAUCACCACCAAACUGCCCAAUCCAGCCUACACCCCUGAAAUGAGUGCCCGUACCUCCAUCAUUGACUUCACUGUCACCAUGAAAGGUCUAGAAGAUCAGUUACUGGGGAGAGUCAUUCUCACGGAGAAGCAGGUGCGUGAAGGCUGCCUACCUCCUUUUCUGUACUGCAUUGAGAUUCUUUCGCUGAUGAAAAUAAUAUAA
Molecule: messenger RNA, 3056 nt
Organism: Galeopterus variegatus (Sunda flying lemur)
Lineage: Eukaryota; Metazoa; Chordata; Mammalia; Dermoptera; Cynocephalidae
Product: dynein heavy chain 5, axonemal-like
Exons: 16
Biological process (GO): microtubule-based movement
Cellular component (GO): dynein complex
Molecular function (GO): dynein light intermediate chain binding; dynein intermediate chain binding; minus-end-directed microtubule motor activity
Source: RefSeq, a predicted model, not a curated record